This is a messenger RNA of Schizophyllum commune H4-8, 396 nucleotides long. RefSeq lists its product as uncharacterized. The coding region runs from base 93 to 356 and encodes 87 amino acids. The transcript is spliced from 2 exons. NCBI's taxonomy places the organism in Eukaryota, Fungi, Basidiomycota, Agaricomycetes, Agaricales, Schizophyllaceae. The record is from RefSeq and is a predicted model, not a curated record.
AUCCGGCUUUGUCACUAGGCUCUUCGCGUCUGACUCUGCCUCUACGCUCUUACGGCUGCGCUUCUCCUCUCGUCGACGCCACCCCUUCGCGAAUGAGACGUCAUUCGACCACCGACCUCAAGCACGUCAAGUCCGAUCGCACAGUCUCACCUACCUUUCGCUCAUCGACGUCAAGCUCACUCAAGGCUCUCCGUCGACACUCCGACCCUCCGUCAACGUCCACAAGUCUCUCACAAGACCUCUCCCGACUUUCCUACCUUGUGGGAAAGGCCUGUCGGCUGGUCGUUUGCCUUUUCGAUUCUCAAGUCGCGCCUUCGACCACGCGAUCUACUUUCGACAUCGAGACGAAUUACUGACGCUGUCUAGGCCUCGCUUCGCUUCGAUACCCGCAAGGCC